Messenger RNA from Rotaria socialis, 444 nucleotides. NCBI's taxonomy places the organism in Eukaryota, Metazoa, Rotifera, Eurotatoria, Philodinida, Philodinidae. The record is from the annotation of a GenBank genome assembly.
AUGGUUCUUUUUACUAUUGGAAUAUUUUAUGCACAUUCAAUAAAAGUCGAUAAUGCCGUGCGUCGGUUAAAUGAACCGAAACAGAAGCGUUCAAUAAUAUUUGAAUAUAUUAUGAAAAACUGUUCAGAGUUGUUAGUGGUAUAUCCAGAAUUUUACCAAGUUCCUCGAUUUGAACUAUGUGGAGGUUACGGUGUACCAGUAACGUUGGCAAAAUUAGCAAUACUAUUAUCAAUGCUCUACGAUAUCUAUUUAUUGUAUUCAUUGUAUGAUCUACCUGUAGUAAUAGCUAUAAUGGGAAGCAUAUCCUCUUAUUUCUUCUACGCAAAUCUUACAAAUAACAAGUGGACUAUCCAAUGCUUGGAGCUGGUCUUAAUAUUAGCUGCGUAUGUGAUGAUUUUUGGUCAAUAUUUACUGUCAAAUGUCGCUCAUGCUUUGAAACACUAA